Molecule: messenger RNA, 2320 nt
Organism: Eleginops maclovinus (Patagonian blennie)
Lineage: Eukaryota; Metazoa; Chordata; Actinopteri; Perciformes; Eleginopidae
Product: multidrug and toxin extrusion protein 1-like
Exons: 16
Coding region: 150-1979 (609 amino acids)
Biological process (GO): xenobiotic detoxification by transmembrane export across the plasma membrane
Cellular component (GO): membrane
Molecular function (GO): xenobiotic transmembrane transporter activity; antiporter activity
Source: RefSeq, a predicted model, not a curated record
UGUGAAAAUCUGAGACACUGCAGCACAGCAAGAAUAAACAACCAGCUUCAUUUAGGCACCGUUUUUAGGGGAGUGCACAGCUUGGCGGUGGGUCGGGGGUGGAUAUGCCCCAGCAUAUUGUAUAGUACUCUCGCAGACAGAGAAUAAGUAUGGAAGAUCUAGCUGCAUGUGUAAGGGUAAAUGGAAAGUCCAAAACAGAUGAAUCAGCUUUUCCUGCUGCUCACAGUGUUGACUUGCACUGCGGAUCCCGCCUGAAAAGCAUCAAGCGCUGGAUACCUGUGGACUACAAGAAUGAAAUUGUUCAGUUUUUAAAACUGACAGGGCCCGUGGUUAUUUCACAGAUGAUGAGUUUCCUGAUCGGCUUUGUCAGCAUGGUGUUCUGCGGUCACCUGGGGAAAACAGAGCUGGCGGGGGUGGCGUUAGCGAUAGCGGUCAUAAAUGUCACAGGUAUUUCCAUUGGCUGUGGUUUGGCUUCAGCAUGUGAUACUCUCAUCUCUCAGACCUAUGGGAGUGGUAACCUGAAGCGUGUCGGAGUGAUACUCCAGAGGGGAGUUUUGAUUCUGCUCUUAGCCUGUUUCCCCUGCUGGGCCCUGCUCAUUAACACUCAGCCCAUUCUGCUGGCUGUCAGGCAGAGCGCAGAGGUCGCCAGACUCUCCCAGCUGUAUGUUAAGAUCUUUAUGCCAGCUCUGCCUGCUGCCUUCAUGUACCAGCUGCAGGCGAGUUAUCUCCGGAAUCAGGGCAUCAUGUGGCCCCAGGUGAUUUCCGGAGCCAUGGGGAACAUUUUAAAUGUAAUAAUCAACUACAUCUUCCUCAAGCAUCUGGAUCUGGGGAUCACUGGAUCUGCAGCUGCCAAUGCCAUCUCUCAGUAUUCCUUGGCUGUGUUCUUGUUUGUUUACAUCAGCUUCAGGGGGCUGCACAAAGCUACAUGGGACGGCUGGUCAGCAGACUGCCUGCAGGAGUGGGGUCCUUUCCUCCACCUGGCCAUCCCCAGCAUGCUGAUGCAUUGCCUGGAGUGGUGGCUGUAUGAGAUCGCAGGGUUCCUGGCAGGCAUCAUCAGUGAGGUUGAGUUGGGGGCGCAGUCUAUAGUUUAUCAACUGGCUGCUAUUGUUUGCAUGUUUCCAGUGGGUAUCUCCGUGGUUGCCAGUGUUCGUGUUGGAAAUGCUCUUGGUGCUGGGAACACAGAGCAAGCCAAGCUGUCCAGCAAGGUCUCGCUCAUCUGUGCAUGUUUUGUCUCGUGUCUCAUUGGAGCAGGUCUUAUUGUGUUAAAAGAUUUGGUUGGUUACAUUUUCACCACAGAGCAAGACAUUAUUCAGAGGGUGGCGGAUGUCAUGAAGCUGUACUGCGUAAGCCAUGUCGCUGAAGCCAUUGCGGUUAGAACCUUUUUCCACAUAACUCACAUUAUUUUUCUGCAGGGCGACACAAAACCCAACUUGUUUUUAUUAAGUUUUAAAUGUCUGGUUAUUUCUUCUCCACAGGCUGUGACCGGAGGUAUUGUAAGAGGGACAGGGAAGCAAAUGAUUGGUGCUGUGUGCAACUUGGUGGGUUACUACUUGAUUGGGUUCCCCAUUGGAGUGUCUCUGAUGUUUCCUGUUAAAAUGGGCAUUGUAGGGCUGUGGUCGGGGUUUUUAAUUAGCGUUUUGAUACAGUCUACUUUCUUUAUUAUUUUCCUGUGUAAACUAAACUGGACAAAAGUCACUGAAGAGGCGCUAAUAAGAGCUGGAGUCCACAUUACAGACAGGAACCAGAUCUUUGCGAUAGAAACCAAAGACUCUGGUGAGAAACAGGACCACGUACGAUCCGGUUCUUUGAGUCCUGUGGAGGGGAAGCUGGAAGGUCAGCAGACUUCAGAUGACGUGGCUCUAUCAGUCAGGCAGCUGGUGGUGCGACAUGGCCUCGCUGUGCUACUCAUGUUCAUCAUCCUCGCCGCUGGAGUCCUCAUUAGCGAGCUACUAAUCAGACUGCUAGAGUUAGAUGGGUGACUGCAGCAUGAAACCAAGCUCUGUGACUGUGCCUCCAAAGGUACAGAAGCAUCUUCAUGUAUGGUAGAAAAGCAUGUCGAGGAAAGGAAACCUACUCUACAAAAUCCACUACAAAAUGAUCAGUUCAACAAUAUCUUUGGGAGAAGAAUCAGCUCUAAUUUCACCAUCAUGUGCGAUUUGUAGUGACACAUUUAUGUUCCGUACAUCUCCUCUUUUAUAAAACGUAUGUCCAUCUAUUAUGCACCAAUGAUAACCUAAUAGCUGCAUUACAUUAAAUGUUACACAAGUAAAAUGUUUCAUAACUGCAUUAAAUAAGUUGAAUUAUUGCACCUUGUAUAAAA